CCCACAGAACACCCACUUACUUGAAAAUUCUCCGUCAGUCUGAUCGUCUCACAAAUUCUCUUGGCUUCACACAAACAUCACUCACCUACAAUCUCAGAUUCCAUUCUAUUUGAAGAGAACACUUUUCUACGCUACUACAAUCCAAAAUGAAGUCUACUCUUGCUCUCAUCAGUAUCUUUGCUGCUGCCAUCUUCCAAGGCACCUUGGCCUUUGCUCCUUCCAAUGUGUGUUCGAAGCAACCAUCGGCCAUUAGCUCUCCACUGUUCCGUGCUCCUACCUUUACACCGCCAUCCACUACUACAACAUCCCAAUGGAUGUCUUCCAUUCCGAUGGAACCCAUGACGGUCGAUGUGGCCGUAUCACCUCAAAUGGGCAUUCAUCCAUGGGACCGCGUCUGUGCCACCGUCUCGGAUGCGACCCAAAAUUUGAACGCACUCCGACAAAAAAUCCAAAAGUCGGGAGUCGCCACGGCCAUUUCCUAUUCGUUGGUCUCCAACAUGUUCACUACCGUCGCGCUGUCGUUGGCGUGGUAUGGAUUCUCCAUGCAGACUGGCUUGUCCCCCAUUAGUCCCGGACAAUGGAAGCCCUUUUUGGCAUGGUACGGUGGUUUCUACGCCGUCAACUCACUUCUCAAGCCCGUUCGAUUCAUGAUUGCGUUGGGUAUUGUUCCUCGCACCGAACAACUCAUGGCACUCUUUCAAGCACGAUUUAAUGACAGCAAAAAGGCUGCUGUUAUCGCCUCCACAUCGCUCUUGGUGGUGACUUCCAGCACUGUCAUGGCGUCGGCCAUUGGAUUGGCCAGUCUCUGUUCUGGAGUCCCCAUUUUUGUAUAAACAAAACAAGCAUCCAACCAACCAAACACCAUCCGCCGUCACGCUUCCAAGCUUCCACGGCAUGUACUACCACUGAAGCUUCGGACAUCCUUUAGGAUAUACCAUCCUAGACGGGGAGGACGAUACACGAAGAGAGCACUUUGCAGAACAUCCAGCUCUGAUAUCGUCCGAGGAAAUCGGCGUUCUCAGGCUACCGUACCUCACUCCGACACACACACAAGCGAGUGCCAUAUGGCUGUGGAAACACGCUUCCAGGCCUGCAUCGCUUCCCCACACCAAACUUGUAUUUCUUACCAACUGUACUACUACUACGACUACUGUAUUGUCAAAUCAGAGACUGGCGAUCAAAACUAGAGCCAGCAGCAAAUAUAAUCUAUAAAUUAUACAAUAUAGACUUAGCUUACAUU
Seminavis robusta is the source of this 1240-nucleotide messenger RNA. The record is from the annotation of a GenBank genome assembly. NCBI's taxonomy places the organism in Eukaryota, Bacillariophyta, Bacillariophyceae, Naviculales, Naviculaceae.